Messenger RNA from Neurospora crassa OR74A, 861 nucleotides. RefSeq lists its product as hypothetical. NCBI's taxonomy places the organism in Eukaryota, Fungi, Ascomycota, Sordariomycetes, Sordariales, Sordariaceae. The coding region runs from base 1 to 861 and encodes 286 amino acids. The transcript has 3 exons. Gene Ontology annotation, biological process: mycotoxin biosynthetic process. The record is from RefSeq and is a predicted model, not a curated record.
AUGAACAUCUUCAAAAAGUUCUUUGCGGCCAAUCGGGACCAUGAGGAGGUGAAAUAUGACCCCAUUGACAAAUCCGAAAACGGCAUGCCAACCCGAUCCAGCUCCCCAAGCUAUCCCUGGUCAGCGGGCUUCGCGAGACGUCAAAGUUCAAUAUUAUCACAUCCGGCCGUUGUUGUCUCCCAAGCAGUAAUCAUCAUACUACUCGCCAUAUACGCAUUUGUGGUUUCACGGAAAGGUCCAACCGACUUGGCGUGUGCGAGACAGUUGUCGCCGUAUUCACCCUACCUAGAAACCGACGACUUACGAUAUGUAGAGUUUACAGACCAGAACCACCUCAUGCAGCCCUCCCCUUACCGGGGCCACCCAACGCCGGAAGUAGAGGAGGCCUGGCUAAAGUUGUGGCGUAUGCCAACGAUCCACUUCCCCGAAUCCAAACUCCCCCUCCUCAACAAAACCCCUCCGAGCGCUUACGUCCACGUCUCCCCCAAGUACCUCCUUUCUUCUUCUUCUUCUUCUUCUUCUUCUUCCUCAGAUACCGGCGAAGUACUAGGCUUCCUAGACGUCUUCCACCAACUCCACUGCCUCAAUCUCGUCCGGCAGUAUACCUACCGCGACGCCUACGACUACAGCAACGUGACGGCCUUUCGGGCUCCCGAAGAAGUGGUCAGGGGACACAUUGAUCACUGCAUUGAGACGAUUCGCAAGGCGAUUAUGUGCACGGCGGAUGUGACGCCCGUGGUGUUUCUGAAAGACGAAAGCAGAAAGGGUGGGAGUAAGAGUGAUUUUGAUAUUAGAAAGAAGUGUAAGGAUUUUGAACGGAUAAAGGAGUGGGUGGGAGGACAUAUGGGGUUUGCGACGUGA